CAAGUUUGUUUACUUGCCAUCAACUCAUCCUCGGCAAACAAAAUAUUUUCGACUUUCCUUUUGCAAGCUCUGAAUUAAAGUAGCAAAUAAGCCGAGACUCUAGCGAUGUCCUACCGAUGAAAUAAAGGCUUUUCCUGUGCCCAGAAAUGAAAUGGAUAGCAUUAAGCAGACUUAUCUACGACUCUGUAAUGAGCACCGUAUUGAAGUUCAACAGAGCGUGCUGUCAAACUUGCAGCAAAGAGUCUCGUUAAAACAGUCGAAGUCCUCUCAAAGAGCAGGCAGUCUGGUAGACUUAUCAACAACCAGUCUGUCCCUGCCAACAUGUGCAGUGUUCAGUCGAUUGUUUGCAAGUGAUACCAUGGUAACAGAACUGAGAUUAUCUGACUGCAUGAUUGGUGAUGAGGGUAUCAAGUUGCUGGCUGAAGGUUUGUCAAAAAAUGCAGCAUUGCGAGUUCUUGAUUUGAAAGGAAACAAUAUCAGAUCAGGUGGUACUGAGGCUCUAGGGCAGCUGUUGAGGCACAAUCACAACAUCAAAAGGCUCCUUCUUGAGUGGAACUCGCUUGGGUUGGAUGGCAAUGCAUUUGCAAUGUUUGCUGAUGGCCUCACCAUCAAUAACUGCUUAGAGGUCCUUGAUCUGAGGAACAAUCAGAUGAGUCAUGAUUCUGCUGGUGAGCUUGCAAUGGUGCUUCAGAAGAAUUCAACUCUAAAAGUUCUUGAUCUGAGAUGGAACAAUUUAGGUAUAGUAGGAGGGCGCUCUAUAUUGAAUGGAUUACAACAUAAUCAGACAAUUAUUCAAAUUGAUCUAAAUGGCAAUAAUAUUCCGCAAGACCUAAUAAGGGCAGUUGAUGUUGUGAGGAUGAAUAAUGAAGGCAGGUCCAACCUAACUCAGGAACAUCAAAGUCGACAGGAAUUGCUUACACGGGAAAUCCGGCAGCUGAAGAAAGAGAAGCGGGAACGAGUCGGCGAUCUUAUCUCAAAGAUCGAUAAACAAGAAGAACAGUUACAGAAAACACAGAGAAACACAGGCCAACGUAUUAGACAGUUACAGGAGGCAUUGGAAGAAAGAAAGACAGCAUUCAAUUCAUUGCAGGCCAAGUUGUCAAUGACUGAAGCUGAGCUCUCAUUGGCUGAACAAAAGUCACAAGACUUAGCGGCCUUGCUUGAUCAUAUGAAAGAUGAACAUUCAAAGUUGAUGUCAGGACAACAGAAAGAAAUUAACCAUGAAAGAGAGGAAAGAUUCCUAACAGAAUCAAAAUUGUCCAGAGAAAUUUCAAGUUACAGAGAUAAGAACGAACAGAUGGAAAACAAGAUAGAGGAACUGGAGAGAAAAUGCCACCAACUUCAAGACCAAGUUUACAGUCUUAAAGAAGACAAUUCAGAGCUGCAGGCAGAACUAAAGGUCCGCAACACUGAGAAUGAAGAAAAACUACAAAAGGAGAGACAACGUGGACGAGAAGCAACUCGUGAUUUAGAAACACGGCACGACAAGGAACAGAUGCGCCUCCGGCAACAGAUGGAUGACAGCGAGAAGUCUUACAAGGAAAGAAUCGGAAAACUGGAGCAGCAAAGACUGAUGCUGGAAGAGGAGGUCAGCCGUCAGAAGACUCAGCAGGUCACUGAUAGAAUGGCAAUGGAAGACCAGGUCCUGCAGGCUAAGCAACGUGUCAAAGAGGAGGAGCAACAACGGAGCAAAUAUUUAGAGGACAAGAUCCGUUUACUGCAAAAUGCCAAAGACGACUUACAACAAUAUGCAUCGCAACAGAGCCAGAGCUCGGCGGAGUAUCAGGCUAAAUAUAACAAUGCAACCCUUGAAAUAGAGUCCUUGAAACGUAAACUGGAGGAGCUGAAUCAGGAACUUGCAGGUAAAACCAAUGAAACUAUUGCAGAAGUGAACAAAGUGCAGUUGAACCACAGCAAACAGAUGAGUAAGCUAGAGACUCAGCUUAACAACUACAACGCUGUCCAGGACAGAUGCGAACAGCUAGAACAGCAGCUUAACGAUCAAAGCAAGAAAUACCAGUCAGAGAUUCAGGACAGGGAAAACAGAAUCACCACGUUACAACAAACACUGAGGUCGCAGGAGGAGGAUUUUUUACGUGUACGUGAAGAAGAGAUGCAGAGAGCCUCCAUGCUACAGUCUGCAUUCAGCAAUUUCUUCAGCAUGCCUAGAACUCCGCUAGCCUCACCAAGAAAAUGAGGAGAACUCCCAAAAUUACAAAGGACCUGUAGUUGCUCUGCUAGGUUAUCAGAGGCUCACAGGUCCAGACUGAGGGCCUGGCCUUUUAUCAUUUGUUCUCCUAAGUUGCACUUAAUAUCACAAUCUAUUUAAGGCAGCAUGGGGUUGCUGGACAUGGGGCCGUAGCCCUCUGUUGCUGCAGCACUUGACCUUUGAACUGCCUUACAAGAAUCACCAACAAAGAUAUCUCCAGUACUGCAUACUGUAUACAAUGCACCAUCCAAAUCAAGACCCCUCUAAUUCAAGACCACUUUUUUUUUAAGAACCAAAUGACAAUCCUUAAUCUAUUAACACUAAGCUAACCCUCUAUGUUGAGACCGUACCCUGAGACCACCCUAAAUUUUCAGGUCCCAAAGGUGGUCUCAAAUAUAGAGGGCGAACUGUACUUAAGCCACCUUGAAAUGUACAUGAAUUAUUUUUUUUCAACUGUAUUUUAAAUUCCACAGGCAUGACAAAGUGGCAUUUUUUGACUUAUGCUUCCAUACUUCAAAUUUACUGAUUAUUUUUUUAUUUCUUUUUUUGCUGUCACAUUAAUAUAUAAUAACUGCAAUAUUACAAAGAUCAAAAGUAAAUUAGGUAAACAUAUGAAUGCAAAUAUCUCGUUUCUUAUGCAAGAUCACCUUGAUUUAUCCUGUUUAUAAGUUAGACUUUAUAAAUCUUUACACAUUUUUAUACUGGUAAAUUAAAGUAGAAUUAUUUUGCAAGGAGAGCUAACUUCCCAUUUGUACUUGGUAAAAUUGAUAGAUUUAAGUUUUCUCCCUCCCCGAACCCCUUGAAAGUAUUAGGCUGCAUCUGGUGCCUUCAACCCGUCCAAUCAAGAGGGGUGAAGAGAUAUCUCCUUGCCUUGCACCUGUUUAAAUAGCAAACCAGUUUGACAAGGCUCUCUUAUGCUGAACAGCACACCUAUGUUUAAAUGAUAUAUAAAUAAGAAUGUUCUUUUCUAUAUUACUGAUGGAUUAGUUUCUUUAAAAAGUGUAAUAUUUGUAAUAAUUGAUGUUGUGGAUUUAUAGUUUGUGUUUAUGUGACAGCUUGCCAUUAAAUCCGUCCAAAGUUAUAAAAAUUGUAGAAGUAAUGUAUGCACUAUUAAUUUAAUAGUUAAUUAUUAGUAAAUAAUUCAAUUGCACUUUUUUAGGAUAUUUAUUUGCAAAAUCAUAUGAAUAAAAUAAGCCAUAUCGAUCAAAAA
Messenger RNA from Anneissia japonica, 3419 nucleotides. Its product is annotated as leucine-rich repeat-containing protein 45-like. The transcript has 12 exons. NCBI's taxonomy places the organism in Eukaryota, Metazoa, Echinodermata, Crinoidea, Comatulida, Comatulidae. The record is from RefSeq and is a predicted model, not a curated record. Bases 152 to 2197 code for a protein of 681 amino acids. Gene Ontology annotation, cellular component: centrosome. Gene Ontology annotation, molecular function: protein binding.